Molecule: messenger RNA, 486 nt
Organism: Anneissia japonica
Lineage: Eukaryota; Metazoa; Echinodermata; Crinoidea; Comatulida; Comatulidae
Product: achaete-scute homolog 5-like
Exons: 1
Coding region: 1-486 (161 amino acids)
Biological process (GO): regulation of transcription by RNA polymerase II; developmental process
Molecular function (GO): DNA-binding transcription factor activity, RNA polymerase II-specific; RNA polymerase II transcription regulatory region sequence-specific DNA binding; protein dimerization activity
Source: RefSeq, a predicted model, not a curated record
AUGCUACAUAUGGAGGAACCGAUGUCUGAAGCUGUCGUAUAUUCUACUCCAACUUGCGUUCAACUAGGUAUACCAAUGACGGAGUGUUCAAACUCCAUGUAUCCAAUGCGGGAUCAUAGACUCGAGCACGACACAUAUUCACUACCAAAUUUCAUUGAAUCUCGUUACCCUAGCUCCAUGAUGGGGCCUUACCCACGGGUGAUCCCGCUAUCCGGUCCAUUGGGAUUUUACGAUUUUGAGCCUUCUUUUAUUCGCCGACGAAACGAACGAGAACGUGAACGUGUGCGCUGUGUGAACGAAGGCUACGCGCGUCUACGAGAGCGCCUUCCGUCAGACAACCCAGAAAAACGACUUAGUAAAGUAGAGACAUUGAGAAUGGCGAUUAAGUACAUUAAACAUUUGCAAGGUGUCUUGAGCACAGAAGAACACAAAGAAAACGAAGAAACGGAAGACUAUUUAACCAAAAAAGUACAAAAGCACAAAUAA